Molecule: messenger RNA, 1398 nt
Organism: Sesamum indicum (sesame)
Lineage: Eukaryota; Viridiplantae; Streptophyta; Magnoliopsida; Lamiales; Pedaliaceae
Biological process (GO): double-strand break repair via homologous recombination
Cellular component (GO): Slx1-Slx4 complex
Molecular function (GO): 5'-flap endonuclease activity; crossover junction DNA endonuclease activity
Source: RefSeq, a predicted model, not a curated record
AAGACAAUUUCACAACGGUCGAAUUUCUGGUUUUUAAAAUUGGGGAAUCUGUUGGAUCAGAGACAUUAGGGAGAGAUGGGGAAAAGGAAGGAGCGAGGAGUGACCCAAGAAACCCCAAUUUCAAACCAUGAGCGGUGUGAAAAUGGUGAAGAAGAAGAAGGAGGAGGAGGUAAAGGGGCGGGAUUCUUCGCGUGCUAUCUGCUGACGUCGCUCUGUCCCAGAUUCAAAGGCCACACUUAUAUCGGGUAUACGGUGAAUCCACGGCGGAGAAUCAGGCAGCACAACGGCGAAAUUGGGAGCGGAGCGUGGCGGACUAAGAGGAAGCGGCCGUGGGAAAUGGUGUUGUGCAUCUAUGGUUUUCCUACUAAUAUUGCUGCUCUUCAGUUCGAGUGGGCCUGGCAACACCCAGUGGAAUCUCUAGCAGUAAGGACGGCUGCUGCAAAUUUCAAAUCCCUUGGUGGACUUGCAAACAAGAUCAAAUUGGCAUAUACAAUGCUCACUCUUCCUGCAUGGCAGGGUUUGAACCUCACAGUGAAUUUAUUCUCAACAAAAUAUCAAAAGUAUACCUCCUGUUGUCCAUCCUUGCCUGAGCAAAUGCGAACACAAGUCUGUUCCAUGGAUGAGUUGCCAUGUUACAAUCUGAAUGUAUAUGUGAACGAUGACGAUGAAGAAGAGGAAUGUAAUAUGACUAGCAAUCUCCUGGAACCGCUGGGCAAUAAUUUAAGAAGCAGAAGCAACAUUCAUGAUUCUCCGAGCAGUCGUCUUAGCACUGAAGAAAAUGUUCUUCAGCUAAUCAAUGAUAGAGAUAAUGCCACUUCAGAAACCAUUGGAUGCUUAGCAAAAACUUGGGUAGGAUGGCCUCAGAACUCGCAUUCAAUCAGAGAAGAAGAAGAAGACGAAGGGCCGUCAUUUAUCAUCAACACCACCCCUGGUGGAACAUCGUGUUCCUUGGCUAGUCCCUACAUAGUUGAAGACGUGCAAAGUCCCAGAUUGACUAAAGAGUUGGUAACUUCAGAAUUGGACAAUCCUCUUACAAGACGGUCGGCAAUUGCCUUGGUUGCGGAUAAACCGUUAAUCUGGAGUCCAGGUGAUAUUACUCAUAAAGUCGAGAUCAUAGAAAUUUUUACUCCUUCUCCUUGCUGUAGGGUAAAUUCAGGCAGCAAGAAGAGAAGGCCAAGUCUGUGCCCAGAGAUAAUUGACUUGACGAACUCUCCCAUGUUUGUAUAAUUAGUGUUCCAGCUUUAACGUGUAAACCAUCCGUUCCUCGUUGGAACGGUUUUUGACACUCAUAAGGAACAUUAGAUAGAUGAUGACGUCAUGAUUCUAAAUUUUUAUGUGUUAUUUUUUUGGCACGACAAAACCGCUACUAGAUGUGUUGCAAAAAACUAUUACAAAUUC